UGUACAAAUAUAUUAAAGUUUAAGGCUCGUUUACCAAUAUACUUGCAAAAUCAAUAUCCUUGUAAUUGAGGUUAUAAACACAUUAGUAGUGUAAAAAGAUGUAAUGGAAAUUCAAUGAAAUUUCGGAUUUGUUGUAGAAUAUAGUUUCGUUAAAAAAUUUUGUAGAUUUAUGUAACAUUUUCAAGCCGAUAAUAGCAAAUUUAAGCAUUUCGAAUUAGUUGCGAAUACAAUAACUUCAAUUAAUUUAGCUAUAUAAACAUGGAUAAUGAAGAGUUGUUUGAGCAUAAUUCAAGUUCGGAAAAUGUGAAUAUAGAGCACAAGAAUAAUAUAAAAAAUAGAAAACAUUAUUUGAAUCAAGAAGAGAAAGAAAAAUUUUUAAAAUCUCAAAUUAAGCAAGAAACAAAGAAGAGUGUAAAGCAACCGAGGCACGCCGAGAAAGAAGAUAAAUUUCAAAAAGCACCGACCACUGUCAAAAUUUAUAAGAUCUUAAUUUUACUAGCUCUCUUUGUACCGAUUUUAGGCAUAUUUAUGAAUCAAAAUAAAUUCAGCAUAUUUAUGUCUACCGUUGCGAUGGAUCCGGGUAGCGCCAAAAUUUAUGUUAGGACAAAGUUGAAUGAUUUAAAGUUAAUAUAUAAGAAUCAAGAAGAUGAUUUGUGGAAUGAAAUUUUAAUAAGUAUACACAUGUUUGUUACGAAUCCUACGAGACCUUCUAUAAUUCUAUUAUUAGGAAAUGAAUUUCAACCACUGAAAUGUUUAGCUACAUCAUUAGGGAAUAUAAGCAGUAAGGUAUUAGAUACGGACAAUGUAUUCCUUGAUCCUGAAAAUUUUGACGACAAUACUGGAAUAGUUAUAAAGUCAAUGCAGUCACAAGUUCAAUAUAAAAAAGUCAUUAUUGUUUGGGAUUUGUUAAAUAUAAAUGUCGAAGCCUUAAAGGCAUUUCACAAUUUUUGUGAUACUAUUAACCCACUGGAAAAGGACGUUAUUUAUAUAAUAAGUAUGAUUGCAGAAAAUUAUGAAAAUAAAAUUACAGCAAUAGAAUUUAUCGAAACUGAGCUUUGGAAAAAAUUAUCCGGCAAAAUAAAAGAAGACAGUAUACAACCAUUAAUUACUAGAAUUACCAGUGGGUCUGUCGUUUUUGUAAAUUCUGAGCCAACUUUUACAGAUUGUUAAUAUUACAGAUUAUAUACAUAAUUUGAUUGAGAUU
Messenger RNA from Ceratosolen solmsi marchali, 1204 nucleotides. It is a transcript of the gene TORIP, whose product is annotated as Torsin interacting protein. Bases 259 to 1170 code for a protein of 303 amino acids. NCBI's taxonomy places the organism in Eukaryota, Metazoa, Arthropoda, Insecta, Hymenoptera, Agaonidae. The transcript is spliced from 3 exons. Gene Ontology annotation, molecular function: ATPase activator activity. Gene Ontology annotation, biological process: membrane organization. The record is from RefSeq and is a predicted model, not a curated record. Gene Ontology annotation, cellular component: membrane.